AUGAGAGACCGACACCAUCGAACACCGUGGAACACCAAUGCUCCACUGCAUCCAAGCUGGCUACCCUUGAAAGUCUGGUGGUCACGAUAAGGUCCCAUUGUCCCAAGAUUCCCAACCCAUUGUUGCCCUGCUCAAAUCAACGAUCAUAUUCUGGGGUGACCCUGACUGUCCAAGCGUAAUAAUGACCGUGCGGCCCAGAGUUCUCGAGAUCUCCAUGCAUCUUAAGAGCUCAGGACCAUGUUUAUCCUGAUCAUUUCAAUCGCUUACUCCAGCCGGUGAACCGAAUACAACGCAGCAGGUAUUAAGACGCGAUCCUUCCCCUUCCCAAGCUUCCGUCCCUGUCCAUUCUCCCCAACUCUCUUUCCCCACAACCUACAGGGUACGAAGAAAUCAGAUCAACGUCUCGCGUCUCACGACCUUUACUGACGAAGCUAUCUUCUCACAAUACCACGAUGAGUGGCUUGACACAUUGCUGAAAGAUAUCUGAAUAGAGGGGGCUUCUUCUCCCAGAAGUGCUGGCUGGCUAGCUGCCAGCUCGUGUAGAGAAUCAUGGCAAUGAACGUGACCGAUGUCGAUAUUGAGGAUCGUACUGAAGUAUGAGAAGCCUUCCCAAUUGCUACACAUCUGUACCCCGUCAUUGCUAAUUCGCACUGUAGUCAUAUGCGUACCGAAAAACGAUUAUUAUGGCCGUGGACGUGGGACUGGUAUCGCUGGCGUCAGUGUAAGACAUCUCUCCAGUUCAGAAGCAAACUACAUCGUCAAGGCUAACACAAUGCUAGCAUUGUCCUUUUACGAUUUUAUACCCGCGUUUUUAUUAGUAGAUACUUUGGCCAGGAUGAUUGGUGGAUGUUGUUAUCUUGGGUGAGUAUUUUGGGGUUAUUUUCUCAUUGGAGCAAGCUUGAGCUACUCCAAGACACACUUGUUAGAUCAGAGGCUGACCAUUUCAGAUACUCGCAUUAGGGAACUUGGCUAUUUGGGUGCUAUGUAGGUCAUAGGACGACGGAUUGGGAACAAAACUAACUAUUUCAUAGAUCUGGAUUUAGGUAGCUGGAAACGUAGGCAAGACAUAAUCCUGGAUGAUCUUAGACCGCUGUUUUUGGUGAGUCCCCAAAAAGGUGUUUUCUUUCGCCGCAGCAGACCCUAACCAUCAACGCAGAUUCUGUGGCUCAUACAAUGGUCUCUGUCUUUCGUGCAUGGGACAAUGAACAUAUCUGUUCUCACUUUCUACCUCCGAGUCUUCCAAGAUCAAUCGCUCCGAUUCCGACGCCUAAUACACGCCUCUAUAUUUUUCACAACAGCAGCAUCUAUUAUCGUUAUCUUUAUCAUUAUUUUUCAGUGUGUACCAACCGAUGCCUACUGGAAUGGCGCACAAAUUUUUGGGAAUCCAAAAUGCUUGAACAACGAUUAUUUGCUGUUCACACAGUCUGGGCUGAUCUUGCUCUGUGAUGUCGUACUUUUUAUCCUACCGAUGAAGUAUAUCUGGCGUAUGUCCUGUGCACACUCUUGUUUGGCAAUUGUUGAAAACUGAUUGAAUCGAAGAGCUCAACAUCCCUAAAUGGCAGAGAAUACAAGUCAUGGUUCUUGUUGGACUGGGUGGUUUGUAAGUGGCUCUACUUCGCCGUUUCUCAGCCAACUGCUAAUUGAAAUUCUCUCAGCACGUGCAUAGCUUCUAUUUGUCGUGUAGUUGCCCUACACAAACUUGCAAAUUCGCGUGACCGAACUUGUAAACUCUUCUUAGAGCCCUGAUCCUCUGCCCCAGCUAACCGAAUUGCUAGAUGACGGACUCGACUACUCGCUCUGGACCUCGAUCGAACUCUUCGUUGCUUUAAUCACUACUUGCUUGCCUCCAUGUCGGCCGCUAUUCUUGAAAUAUUGCUGCACCGGGAGAGGAAGGACUUGGGAAUAUACUUGGACCAGGACGACUACGCCAGACAAUAUCGAGCCAGCUUCUGGGACACAUCUGAGCAAGGACGCCACCCCCUCUUCCAGCCGCAGAAGACUCAGCUCAAGAUCAAGGGGAGCAACUACAAUAGACGGGGAAGAGAUGGGACCCAUGGGGGGGAUGGGGCCAAUGGGAACAAUGGGGGCAAUGGGUGCAAUGGGCGGUGCUACAGUCAGAAUUGGGGCGAUGGGACGAAUCGAAAGAGUGUAUAGCUAUCAAAGCAGCACGAGGGGAAGCGAACACGAAGGCAUCGGUCCCAUGGGACGCGGAGGAUAAGAUCACGGCGACAUCGAAACUUCAAGCAUUUUCGAUGAGGAAAGGGAAUUGGGAUUGGAACUAAACUUCUGAUCUCUGAAUUUCCCCCAGGAAGUGAUGCAUUUCGACCAACCGACAUUGCAUCAACUCUCCGCCUACCAACAAGCAGGCAAAUGCACGAGCGAAUCCAUUCGAGGAGGACCAGUCUACGAAUCGACGAGGACAUAUUUACCGACUCGUCGAAAUUUCUGGGCUGCAGUACCACCAGCGCUUCACUGCCAGCUACAGUAGAGUAUCCAACCUCCUUCGAUCCAAUACGCGUGGUCACGUCGCUCAUUCUUCUGUCUUCUGCCAAGAAGAUAAAGAGAUCCCCAUACAAGCACGUCGGCAGAUGAGCGGUCAUAGCGGGGUACGCCCAGAUAGGAAGGCAAAGUCGCCGUGGAAAAAACAAUCGAGCACAGAUGCUUGGCCAAUCAGUGGCACCGAUACUUGUGUGAUGAUAUUUACUAUCCUUUCAGGUGCGGUAGCAGAUACUCAGACACGACUCGUAAGGCUCUCACGUUUGAGUUAGCAUGACGGAUGUAUUACGAGCAACCGUUUCUAGGAAACGGAGGUGAUUGGAUCUGAUGCAAAGCUCUCACGGUUGAUUUCCAAGAACGAUGUAUCGCGAGCAACCGUAUCUAGGAAACUGGGGCAUUGAAUUUGAAAGCAACCAGCCAUGGAGAUCCCGUAGAUAGAAUAGAACAAGCAGAAGCAAUGAGGACUCAAGAUCUCCAAGGCUCGUAUAACAUGAAUCAUAGCAUGAUUCAGGCCAGCAGAGAUGAAAGAAAAGAA
Hymenoscyphus albidus is the source of this 3031-nucleotide messenger RNA. NCBI's taxonomy places the organism in Eukaryota, Fungi, Ascomycota, Leotiomycetes, Helotiales, Helotiaceae. The record is from the annotation of a GenBank genome assembly.